Messenger RNA from Lycium ferocissimum, 1606 nucleotides. RefSeq lists its product as uncharacterized. Bases 126 to 1415 code for a protein of 429 amino acids. The transcript is spliced from 8 exons. Gene Ontology annotation, molecular function: RNA binding; S-adenosylmethionine-dependent methyltransferase activity. Lineage: Eukaryota; Viridiplantae; Streptophyta; Magnoliopsida; Solanales; Solanaceae. The record is from RefSeq and is a predicted model, not a curated record.
UACACCAUUUAUGCCAGCUAUUGAUUUUGAAGGACAACAAUUAAAGAGCAGGCCAUUUGAAUGGCAAACCGUGCAAUUCCUUGUAUUGGAUAAAGAAGAGAGUGAGCAGGUAGCGAGGGGCCGUUAUGCUUGUUAGUGGACGCCUCAUGCUCAGGUCUCUAUCUCCCUCGACCCCUACCCUUGCCUCUAACCACUCCGCAGGUGUUGCAAAAGUAGUGCUUAAAAAGGGAAAGACACAACUAUUUAAGGAUGGAAGUCCGAUGGUUUACAGUGGUGCUGUUGAUAGAGUAAUUGGUAGACCACCACCCAUCACUGGGGAUAUUGUCCUCGUUGCUGAUGGCACCGAGAAACCAAUUGGCUGGGGUUUUUACAAUUCUACAUCUAUGUUCCGUGUCCGCCUCAUGCAGCUACAAGACGAAGACCCUUCUUGUGCCCUUAAUGCAGAAAAGCUACUCGAAACAAGAAUUGCAGCUGCUGUUGAGUUGCGUCACAAUCUAGGCCUUCCUUCUGCUCAUACAAAUGCAUAUCGUCUUGUUAAUAGCGAAGGAGAUAGACUAUCAGGCCUUAUUGUUGAUAUCUUUGGAGAUUUAGCUGUAAUAGCUUCAUCAGCUGCUUGGGUGCAGACAUACCAGCACCAGAUAAUGGAUUGUUUGAGUAGAUUAAAUAAUAUCAAAAGGAUAAGCUGGAGGCCAACUGUUGAAAUCUUGAAGGAAGAAGGGUUAGAUCUUUCUGAUUUGAAAAAACCAGAUCUAAUCAUACCUCAAACUAUGGUUAAGGUUAUGGAGAAUCAAAUUUCAUAUUUGAUAUCCUUGGAUGGCCAGAAGACCGGUUUUUAUGCCGAUCAACGUGAAAACCGUUCCUUCUUAUCUACCAUUUCAGAUGGUCGUAGAGUUCUUGACAUAUGUUGCUAUACUGGAGGUUUUUCUCUGAGUGCAGCAUAUGGUGGUGCUUUGGAUGUUAUCGGUGUUGAUACAUCAUUGCCUGCGUUGGAACUUGCCAAGGAAAAUGUUGCAUUAAAUGGCCUGGAUCCUGGAAGGAUAUCUUUUCUGCGGCAAGACGCAACUGAGUUCAUGAAAGCUGCUGUUUCUAGAAAUGAAUCGUGGGAUAUAGUUAUAUUGGAUCCUCCUAAAUUGGCACCUCGGAAAAAGGUCUUAAAGAGUGCGUCUGGAAUGUAUAGGAAUUUGAACUAUUUGGCCAUGCAGUUGACAAAAAGAGGUGGUCUCCUCAUGACCUGCUCAUGUUCUGGAGCUAUGACCCAAAGUGGACUGUUCUUCCGCAUUCUUCAGGGUGCUGCGUCAAUGGCUGGGAGGAAAAUCACUGUUGUACGUCAGGCAGGAGCAGCAAGUGACCAUCCAAUUGAUCCUGCCUAUCCCGAGGGAGCAUAUCUCACGAAUAUCUUGCUUAGAGUGCUGUAGAUGUCGUUCUGUAUAUCGAAUGAAACCCCUUGUUUACGACAGGCUGAAUCAAUUUUAGGACUAAUCGAAUCCCUAAAAGAAUUAGGCAAGUUCAAGGUCUACCGGUUCCAAAGAGAUUAAAUGCGUUCCUUUUUGUUUCUUUUUUGUUUAUCCCUUUUCCGCAUUAGUCCUAUUUGUAUUGGCUCCCUUCA